Molecule: messenger RNA, 1322 nt
Organism: Trichoplax adhaerens
Lineage: Eukaryota; Metazoa; Placozoa; Uniplacotomia; Trichoplacea; Trichoplacidae
Exons: 5
Coding region: 1-1221 (406 amino acids)
Biological process (GO): fatty acid metabolic process; lipid biosynthetic process
Cellular component (GO): endoplasmic reticulum; membrane
Molecular function (GO): heme binding; iron ion binding; fatty acid 2-hydroxylase activity
Source: RefSeq, a predicted model, not a curated record
AUGGCAUUUAUAAAAGAGAUCAGGAAUGGUACAAGUAAUGGCACUAGUAAUGGCACUAGUAAUGGCACUAGCAAUGGCACUAGUAAUGGCACUAGUAAUGGUACCACUAGCAAUGGUACAAGUAAGAAGCACAAGAACAACGUUCAUCUUGGAACAAAAUUGACAGUGGAGCAAGUUGCGUUACACAAUCGAGCGGAGGAUGCUUGGGUUAUAGUUCAAAAUCGGGUUUACGACAUAACCAAAUUUCUUGAUGUACAUCCAGGUGGAGCUGAAAUUAUAUUAGAUUAUUUGGGUGAAGAUAUCACAGAGGUAUUAGCUUCUACCGAUUUUCAUCAUCAUAGUCGCGCUGCCUACGAAUUACUAAGCGAUUAUUACCUUGGCACAGUCGAAGGAGCCAAUAUCAACGAAAAUGUAAGUGCCAUUCUAGUAAAUCGCUACUGCCAUUGUAGUUUGCUCUUAAGAAAGAAUUUUUUACAAUCAGUACAGUAUAACAGUGGUUUGGGAAGGACAGAUUUGGUUGAUUGGAGCAAACCCAUAUUCCCUCAAGUUGGGAAGUUAGGAAAGCAAUAUCAAGACUGGGUGCAUAGUCCUGUUGACAAGAAGUUGCGACUAUUUCCAUACGACCUUUUUGAAAUCUGUUCCUAUUGCCCUUGGUAUACGGUGCCCAUGGUCUGGCUACCGAUUGCGUCUUAUAUUGCUCAUACCUCACUUACCGGCAUCUACAGCAUGGACUACUUUCAUACGUUAACAAAUGAUCAGUGGGGUUUUGUAGGAGCCCUUUUGAUCUUGGGCAUAUUUGCAUGGACACUCAUGGAAUAUCUUUUGCAUAGAUUCUUAUUUCAUGCUAUUCCGCCGGCGGAUUCACCAGUACUCAUCAGUUUGCAUUUUCUCAUGCAUGGGCAGCAUCAUAAGGUUCCUUUUGAUCCAGGACGUUUGGUAUUUCCGCCUGUUCCGGCUGCAAUCUUAGUAUCGCCAGUGUAUCUAACAGUUUCGUUGACUGGAAAUAUUGGUCGGCUAAUAUUUGCCGGUGGAUUGUUAGGAUACGUUGCAUAUGAUUGCAUUCACUACUAUUUGCAUCAUGGAUCACCAGGUCAAGGUACAUAUUUGAAAGGUCUCAAGACUUAUCAUGUGGUGCACCAUUUUGUACAACAGGAUAAAGGUUUUGGGAUUUCUUCUAAAUUUUGGGAUAUUCCUUUUAAUACCUUACCACCAAGAGCAUGAGAGACAUAGCUAUAUUCAGCUGUACGUACUGCUGAUUUUUACAUAAACUUCGUUUACAGUAGAUAUAAAAUAACAUGGCAACUUUAAUGUGCUAUUAUUGU